AGGGAGAGAGUGAGAGGGUGGUGUUUUUUCUGUGUGUGUGUUUUUUUUUGUAGGUAGGUAGGUAGGUAGGUGAAUGAGGUCUGAAAGAGGAAGCGGAUUGUCAUGAAGGCGUGUUAGCCACCAGUCACUAUGCAAUGAGUCUGGGCCAUCGCUUCCACCGAGGACUCUGGGAAAUGAAUCUUAUACUAUUCCUGCUUUUGGCAUUGACAGCAAGCUGGACUGGACUUGUUCAAUGUGAAGACGAUAAGAACACUACCGAGAAUUUGUUGGAUAGUGCAGGCUCUGGAGAUGAUGGCAGCCAGAACCCCCUACCAACCACUAAAAAUGAGGAAGAAAAGCAGACUACUGAGGCAAAUCCAGUCGCAGACACAGAUGAUCUGAACCCAGUCAUCGUACCUCUAGUUCUCACACUGGUCAUCCUCACUGUGAUCGUGUGUGUCGUCAUGAUCUACUGCAGGUGGAGAAUAAAAGAUGCUGAAGAUCCUUAUCUGGAUCAUGAAGACCACGGAAAGGUGCCAAUGCCCAUGUUUGAUGAUGAUAUCCCAUCAGUGAUGGAGCUGGAAAUGGAAGACAUAGAAAAUUGGAUGGCAAAAGAUGGAGGCAAGAAAGUGGACACUGGCCAAAUAUAAUGAAUAGCUUUUCAGUAUCGGCUGUGUCUUCAUGUCUUCAUAUCUAAUGUUGCACAGUCUACAUGUUGUAGUACACUUAGGUACAUGGAAUUCAGAUGCUCAUAAGAGAAGACAUUUGCUAAUGAUUUUAGAUUAAAUUCAUAAUGCUCUAACUUUAAAAAAAAAUAUUAAACUGCUGUGUAAAGACCAUUGCCGUUUGGAUGAAAACGGACAAACAAAAAUAAGCAGAUGGAUUUUUCUGUCUGUUGCACUGAGCAGUAUACAACAGCUCUUCUGGAAGCUGAUGUGGUCUUCUGUGUACUUUUGAUAUUGAUAUUUUCAGCAUUUUUAUGUGGAGUACAACAAAAUAAUAAACAAUGUUGUAUCUUUAUAAUGUAAUCAUCAUUCUUCUUCAACAGUCUUGAUCUAAAUGCAAUGACUGCCACAGAACUUCAAAAAUAAGAAACAUUACAUCAUUCCAUUUAAAUGAUAAAAACAUGAACAUUUUAACCUAUGUAAAUAUUAAUGCAUAAGUUGUAUUAUUUUUUAUUUGCAGCAUUGCAAGUUUGUUUACAAUUUAUAUGAAAUGUAAUAAUUCGUAAGAAAACACCAACACAUUUCCUGCUGUAUGUAUUGUUUGUUUGUUUUUGUAUUAAAAGAGGGA
Molecule: messenger RNA, 1272 nt
Organism: Carassius gibelio (silver crucian carp)
Lineage: Eukaryota; Metazoa; Chordata; Actinopteri; Cypriniformes; Cyprinidae
Product: transmembrane protein 154-like
Exons: 8
Coding region: 135-629 (164 amino acids)
Source: RefSeq, a predicted model, not a curated record